This is a messenger RNA of Moneuplotes crassus, 897 nucleotides long. The record is from the annotation of a GenBank genome assembly. NCBI's taxonomy places the organism in Eukaryota, Ciliophora, Spirotrichea, Euplotida, Euplotidae.
AAUGACUCAAAACGCCUCUGAAAUGAACAAGUUCAUCCAAAGUAGAAUUGAUAGGGAUGUGAGACAGCUUAAACAAAAAUUCAGGAAUACAGCAGACAGAAUAAAAGGACUCCGGGUGAAAAGGAAUAUUACCGGCAUUAGGCAAAUUUUAUCAGAAGAAGCAAGGGAAAUUAAAAAUCUCAGUGAGAUAAGUACUAUCCAGACCAAGAAAUCCUCCCACAAAAAGCUCUCAAGACCGAAGACAAUAGAAAGUGUUUAUUUAAGAACAAGCUGGAUGUUUAAAGUUCCCCAUAAAAAUCACCUUCGGUCAAAUGGAGCUAGAAGUCCAAACGAGAAUAAAAUUAGGAUGAACUUCAAAUCUUUAAAGCCUAAAUAAAAGAAUCACUGGUAUCAAUACAUAUCAAAAGGUUACUCAAGAGCCUAUAAAAUUAUUACAAUCAUUCAAGUUAACAGGCAAGAAAAAGAAAAUUAAGAAAUGAUUCAAAAAGCCAACAAUUGAUGGUCUCGCUUUCAGUCUGACUCAAGAGAACUAUUCUGGGCUACAUACAAGUAAAAUGCCUCUUAAUUUGAGCAUUUUUAAGAAUGCUGUGAAUAAGACCGGUUCUUACGAAUUUGAUCAGAGUAGUCAUAAACCUAAAAUUGACCCUGAGGAGACUAUCCAAAGUUUUACUUAUGCAUCAGCAAAGCCAAAAUAUCGACCAAAAUCAUAUUUCAAAAAGAGGAGAAGUCUUGAAAAGAAACUUAAAGUAAUGAAGAACAAAUGGCCAAGAGAAAUGAAAAUUCCAAAGAAUUUCAUUACUUUUUACCCUUCCUUAUAUUUAGAGUAGCAGCUAUCCUCACUGAUAUAUUUUCCAAUACUCUUAAGAAUGGAAUUCUUGAUAUUUUUUAAAAUUCAAU